GUUUGCUUUUUAUUUUGUCUUACUCGACAAUGAUGAAAAAGAAGACCUUCAUCGUGUUAUAUCAGUCCCUGAAGAAAGGAUACAGAUUUUAAAGGACAAUACUUUUUUACAGUUUGGAAAUUUUCAUGACAAAAUGUGGAGAAACAUUCUUAACGAAGUACAACCGAGAAUGGUAACGAAAGAUAACAUAGUGGAAGAAGUCAAAAAUCUACCUAGGGAUGCUCUAUGGUUGUUACAAACCAUAGCGAACGCUUUGGCUCAACCACAGGAACCCCAGACAGAAAUAAAGGAGUGA
This is a messenger RNA of Dentiscutata erythropus, 295 nucleotides long. Lineage: Eukaryota; Fungi; Glomeromycota; Glomeromycetes; Diversisporales; Gigasporaceae. The record is from the annotation of a GenBank genome assembly.